Aspergillus tubingensis is the source of this 714-nucleotide messenger RNA. RefSeq names its product ankyrin repeat domain-containing protein. The record is from RefSeq and is a predicted model, not a curated record. The transcript is spliced from 3 exons. Gene Ontology annotation, molecular function: protein binding. The coding region runs from base 1 to 714 and encodes 237 amino acids. NCBI's taxonomy places the organism in Eukaryota, Fungi, Ascomycota, Eurotiomycetes, Eurotiales, Aspergillaceae.
AUGGCACCCGGAGCUGCUUUCACCGAGGAAUUCUUCACCGCAUGCAUGGAAGGUAAUCUGGCAAAAGUGCGAAAGGCCCUUGCUAGCGGGCUUCCCACCCGAACCCUUGAGGAAGGACUCAGUCUCGCUACCGCUGCGGCACAUCCGGAUGUUGAGGCCGCACUUUUCGAUGCUGGCGCUCCAAUGACGGGCUUUGCGAUAAAUUCCCUUGGUGGAAAAGACGGCGAGCAACAUCCCGAUGUAGUUCGCCACUACCUCGAUCGUGGUCUCAAUCCUAACCGUACCACGUCCAAUCGAGAGCCUCUCUUACGUUUCCUGAAUGCUGCCACAGCUCGUGAACUCCUUUUGCGAGGAGCUGAUUCUAAUCGCCGCGGACCAAAGAAGGUAGCUCCGCUUGCCAGUGCACUAGAGAUCGCCUGCGAAGAUGACACUUCUUUGUUUGACCUACUUGUCGAAUACGGAGCCAAGAUAGAACCAAGCCUCUUCUUUGACGUGAUUCGUCCGCGCGUGGUAGAUGGGCAGUUCAAGACCAAGUUCCUCCUUAGUAAGGAUCUGGAUCCAACUACGACUUCCCCAGAAUGGGCCACACCUUUACACUGUGCCGCCUAUUUUGCCAAGGAGGAGGUUGUCAAAAUUCUGCUGGAUACAGGUGCAGACAAUCUGCAGGCUUCCUUUGAAACCAUACUCGGGCUUCUUCAGAAUAAUCAGCGGUGA